AUGUGGUCUGUGCUGGUACGGGAAACUCGCGAUGGUCGUUCAGAGCACGCGGGUCCCUCGUAUCAGGCGGAGGCCUUUUGGGCGUUGGCCAGUUUCGCCGAGAUCUGUGGCCGUGACGCCACUGGCUUGAUAGAAACGAAGGAGAAUGACGACCGUCUGACGCGUCUACUGCGUCUCAUAUUGCCCAACGGCAUUCCUGACCCCAAUGAACAACAAAUCUCGUCGAAGAAAGGCAAGCAGACGCAAUUUCAAAUCUCACAGGAGUUGUCUGAGUCCGAGCAGGAAUUGGCCAUCAAAACUGUGGGUGUAAUGUGGCCCCUGCAAACCAAACAACCACAUGUUGAUCGUUUUGUCGACACAUUGCAUCACCUAAUCUUCCUCAUUAGCCAGGGUGGCUGGCGUAUCCAAUCUGCCGCUUUGGGAAGCAUACUUGCACUGUUUGCUAAACUAAGGACAGAGCAAGGUGAGGAACUAGUCAAAAAAGCCUCGGAAGGUGGUGGUAACCCUCUUGAAAAACUUGGUCUAAAGGAACUCAUGAUUCGCUUAAAGCGUUGCGCUGAAAAUACAAAGUCAUCAGUCCUGCGGGAGCAUGCCCUCGGAGCCAUCGCAAGCAUGUUACGGCAUCGAUCAUUCGUGACCUUGAUCCACGGUCAGUUGGAGGAGUUGGUGCAGUCCUAUGUAAAUUGCGGUACCUCUACCAUGCGCGAUUGGGCUUGUGCCUUGAUGAAGAGUUUAUAG
This is a messenger RNA of Hydatigera taeniaeformis, 738 nucleotides long. The record is from the annotation of a GenBank genome assembly. Lineage: Eukaryota; Metazoa; Platyhelminthes; Cestoda; Cyclophyllidea; Taeniidae.